AUGAAAGGUGGGAGUGGGAGAAAGAGGAAUUAUGGUACCGACCCUGCACAGCCACCGCCUCCCGACCCGGAGUCCGCCGGAGACGGCAGCGUUGCGGCGGGGGAAGGGAGGCACAAUACAGAAGAUGACAGCGGCAGAAUCGAAGGUGCGGUGGAGGAUUUUGAAGAGGAAGAAGGAGAGGAUGAGGAGUUUUCGGGAGCUGAUAGAGAGUACGAGCAGCUGGGAGAGGCGCAAAUUGGGGAGGCGGCGGAGGGCGAAAGGACGAAGCUCGCCGAUGGGUACUAUGAGAUCGAGGCCGUACGCAGAAAGCGCGUCCGAAAGGGGAAAGUGCAGUAUCUCAUCAAAUGGCGAGGCUGGCCGGAAGCAGCAAAUACCUGGGAGCCAGUGGGAAAUCUGUUGCAGUGUUCGGAUAUUAUCGAUGCAUUUGAAGAAAGCUUGAAACCGGGAAAAAGUAGGUGUAUACGCAAAAGGAAACGCAAGGCUAGUGUAACUCACGUUCAGACCAAGAAAAAACAACAGGACAAACAACAGCACCAGCAGCAGAGGUCCCCUGCGACCGCCACAUAUAGCGUGCCCUCGCAUGUGAUAAAGAUAGCCGACGAGCCUAUGCCCUUUCCCAGGCUAAAAAACUUCACCUCUGCAAAUGAGAGUGGGCAAACUACUGUAUAUGGCCUAAACAGUCUCGAAAUUUCCAAGAAAGCAAAUGAGAUUGGUGCAAGAAUUGUGAGAGAAGAAGAAAAGGAACAAAACCAGUGGAACUUGAAACUCUCCGAGUUGAAGGGGGCAAUGGUGGCCGGCCAAGAAGUCUCUGACAGGCUGGCUCGAACAUCCGAAGAAGGCCAACGUCCAAUGGGAGAUGAUUUGGCGAACGAAUUAAGGACUGAGGGGUUGAAUCCUGUGCAAACCGGUCGUUUUACCGGAGCUAAAAAGAGGAAAUCGGGUUGUGUGAAGAGGUUCAUGAAAGGCCCAGAGGCGUGCUCCAUUGAGGAUGCAGCGAAUGGGGUUUCACCUUGUGGGUCCCUUGCACCGGAAAGUGUUGAGCGCACUGAUUUUUUCGGGAAUAAUAUGGGCGGCUGGGAUAGUAAGUACGAGAAUAAUUCCAAAAGCAUGUGCGCAAUUACCCAGAUUGUGAAGCCUAUUAGUUAUAAGGCUUCCGUGGCAAACAACGUGCAAGAUGUGUUAGUGGCAUUUGAGGCCGUCAGGUCCGAUGGAACCAAAGUGAUUGUGGAUAACAAGUUUUUAAAAGCUUACAACCCGCUUCUGCUCAUAGACUUCUAUGAGAAAAAUUUACGGUACAGUCCAACGUGA
Molecule: messenger RNA, 1308 nt
Organism: Striga hermonthica
Lineage: Eukaryota; Viridiplantae; Streptophyta; Magnoliopsida; Lamiales; Orobanchaceae
Source: the annotation of a GenBank genome assembly